Molecule: messenger RNA, 555 nt
Organism: Aspergillus udagawae
Lineage: Eukaryota; Fungi; Ascomycota; Eurotiomycetes; Eurotiales; Aspergillaceae
Exons: 1
Coding region: 1-555 (184 amino acids)
Source: RefSeq, a predicted model, not a curated record
AUGCAUCGACAGGAAGGUGACGGGCAGAUAAGACUUGAUGACCGAGAUCCAACCCUGGUCAAGAAGGCGCUUGAAUUUCUCUACACGGGCAACUAUACCUACGAACCACAAGAAUAUCCGGAGAUGGAACCGCUGUCCGAAGGAGAGAUCGAACAUUUCGCAGAGGUUGAGGGACAAACAAGCAUGGCAACUCCACGAACCGGGAAGGCUUACUUCCAUGCGCAGAUGUACGCUCAGGGCGACUACUUCCAAAUUGAUGCUCUCAAGUGCAAGGCGAAGGAGUACUUCAAGGAGUCCGUGAGGUACCCAACUCGAGAUUCAUUCACGUCCGCUGUCAUUGAAGUGUACAAUUCCACAGCGGAGAAUGAUCGGGGACUCAGGGAUCUUGUCGUGCAACUUACAACCAGUAACCUGGCACGUCUGAGAAGGGCGGAGGAUCCUAUACUGGACAGCAAGCUCUUGGACCGUGUUCCCAGUUUCAUGCGUGAUAUUUGUCUCUCUGCGGUGGAGAGGUGUGCUCAGCUUCAGAGAGACUACGGAGACUGGCGCUGCUAG